Messenger RNA from Pyrenophora tritici-repentis Pt-1C-BFP, 968 nucleotides. RefSeq lists its product as uncharacterized. The record is from RefSeq and is a predicted model, not a curated record. NCBI's taxonomy places the organism in Eukaryota, Fungi, Ascomycota, Dothideomycetes, Pleosporales, Pleosporaceae.
GCAAAAAGCCUGGAAACUUGGAAUAACGGCUAUACAGACAUCUCUAGCUCCUCUUUCCCUUACUAUACACUAUACGAAACUCACGUUCAGAGAAUAUAAUUCAACAUCGUCGUCGAUCAACAGUGGAAAGCAGUAACACUACCAAUAUCAUCAACCAUGUCUCUUCCCCUCCUCUUCACUCUCCCACCCUCCAAUCGCCACGAGUUCCUCCUUCUAGACACCACUACUAAACCCACGCUCAAAUCGCUGAACGCGCAAAUCACUUCCAUAGCGGCGUCGAGUCCGAAUUGCGCUGAAUUCAUGGCCAAGCACAAAGCUGCCGAUGGUCCCAAGGAGAUAAUCCACGAGUUCAAGAUUCACUGGGACACCAAGACGCGCGACGCAAAGAUAUGGCCCGAGUACACGGUGCUGACGGAUGAGAAUCUCGGUGCAGUAUCAGAGUUGCUGAAGACGAACCCCGUCAUGGGUGUGUUGGAGAUUAAGAUGGGCAAGGCUGAGUAGGGAAUGGCACAAAACAGGAUAAUGUAAUGAUGUGUUUCCAACGAAUAUAGUAUUGGAGAAACCUAGCUUCUUACGUGGUUGAUCCCAGCGAAUAUCAGCUUCAUAACAUCCGAUCUUUUGGUAUACAUUGACACGUUGUGUGUUUGUUGCAGACCGCGAGCAAGUUUGCUUCAGCGGCCAUGAGGAGUCAUUUUAGACUUGAAGCCCUACGUACAGUUACAUAUGAAAAUAUCCAAGACCAAAGUCGUCGAGGGGGACAUGAAGGUGAAGUAUGCUCAAGAUGGAGCAAAACGAAGUGGAGGGUAUCCGUGCCGCAGAAAACAAGUAAAAAAUCCCGAGUAACGCCGUCCCAAAGAGAAAUACUGCCAGUAUGGAUCAUGGAGGUUCCAGUACGCCGUGUUUGUAGUAGAGAGUAUGAGCAAAAUUGCACGGCCAGAGUCACUUCGGCGACUUCUCAGUCGGCUCGG